Molecule: messenger RNA, 2932 nt
Organism: Spinacia oleracea (spinach)
Lineage: Eukaryota; Viridiplantae; Streptophyta; Magnoliopsida; Caryophyllales; Amaranthaceae
Product: cytosolic endo-beta-N-acetylglucosaminidase 1
Exons: 12
Coding region: 45-2258 (737 amino acids)
Biological process (GO): protein deglycosylation
Cellular component (GO): cytoplasm
Molecular function (GO): mannosyl-glycoprotein endo-beta-N-acetylglucosaminidase activity
Source: RefSeq, a predicted model, not a curated record
UUUCACCCUUCUUUCCAUAAUUGGUAAACCAUGAAGCAAUCUCAAUGGCCAAGUCACUCUUCUUCCUCCUCUUCAUCUUCAUCUUCACUCUUCAAAUGCUAAAUCGCCUUCUUCGCGCCUUCUUCAAACGUGAAACCCUAAUUUCAACCAGAAACUUCAUCCUCUCAAUCAUAACUAAAUUAUCUCUCCUCACCCCUUCUUCAAUCAUGGCAUCAGCAUCAAAAUCUCCUGUAUUACCCCUUUCAAACCCGCCAAAAUUCGACCCAUCACAACCGUCAAAUCCAGUCUCAUACCCAAUCAAAACCCUCCAAGAGCUCGAAUCAAGAUCAUAUUUCGACUCAUUUCACUACCCUUUUAACAAAUCUUCAACCCCAUUAAAUGGGGAUUUGUAUUUACCCCCAAAACCUAGGCUUUUGGUUUGCCAUGAUAUGGCUGGUGGGUACUUGGAUGAUGAUAAGUGGGUCCAAGGUGGGGCCAAUUCUGAUGCUUAUGCUAUUUGGCAUUGGUAUUUGAUGGAUGUUUUUGUUUAUUUUUCUCAUAAUUUGAUCACUAUUCCUCCCCCUUCAUGGGUCAAUGCUGCACACAAGCAUGGAGUUAAGGUGCUGGGGACUUUCUUGACAGAAUGGGACGAGGGUAGGAUUGUGAGUGAUCAACUGCUGUCGAGUACCGCGUAUGCUCGUAUGUGUGCUGAACGAUUAGCCGAGCUUUCUGUUGCUCUUGGAUUUGAUGGCUGGCUGAUCAAUAUGGAGGUCAAAAUAAAUCCUUCAGAUGUUGCAAAUUUGAAGGAGUUUGUCAACCAUCUGACAGAUAUGAUGCAUAUGUCAAAGCCUGGGUCUUUGGUGAUAUGGUAUGACAGUGUUACUGUUCAUGGUGACCUUGCCUGGCAAGAUCAGCUGAAUGAUAAGAAUAAAGCCUUUUUUGAUCUGUGCGAUGGCAUUUUUAUAAACUACACAUGGAAGGAAGGCUACCCGAAGCUCUCUGGUGAUAUUGCUGGUGAUAGAAAGUUUGAUGUUUAUAUGGGGAUAGAUGUAUUUGGAAGGAACACUUAUGGUGGAGGGGAAUGGAAUACAAAUCUUGCUCUAAAUGUCAUAAGGAAGGAUGAUGUGUCAGCUGCAAUAUUUGCACCUGGAUGGGUCUAUGAGAAAAAGCAACCUCCAGAUUUUCAGACUGCUCAGAACCGUUGGUGGGAUCUUAUUGAAAAAUCCUGGGGAGUGAUGCAAAGUUACCCAAGGGAAAUCCCAUUCUACUCAGACUUUGAUCAGGGACGGGGUCACCAUUUUUAUCUUGAUGGGAGGCAACUUUCAAAUGCUGAUUGGUGCAACUUAUCAUGCCAAAGCUUUCAGCCUUUCCUGGAAUUUUCUGAAGACCCUGGAUCAGAUGAUAUACAAGUUCUUGUCAACCUCGAGGAGGAAUCUUAUAGUGGAGGAGGGAAUGUUACAUUUGAAGGCAUUCUUGGAAGCAUUCCUUAUUUCACAAAAAGGCUAUUUCAAGCAAAACUCCUCUUAGGGGAUCCAGCUUUGGGCUUUACGUAUUCUGUGAAGUCAGAUGGGGACUCCCUGGUGGGCAUUUCUUUAGAAUUUCUCUCCAGAGAGGGAGAGACUAUAACAGUUCUCCUUGCAUCUCAUGGGGAUACUUUACUUACCCUGAACAAGUUUUCUAGCAAGUUCAGAAAAGUAAUUAUGCCUCGUCGGGUUACCAAACCGGAGUCUGCUGAUGGGUGGGUCCUACAGGAGAACAUCAUUGCAAUGCCAGGGUAUACCCUAACGGAAAUUCAGGCAGUCUGUUACAAAUUGAGACCUGAAAUCAACGAGGAGCAGAUAUCUGAGUACUAUGCAGUUCUUGGUCAUCUCUCAAUCCAAUAUUCUGGUCAGCAUGUACGAUUGCCACCCUCUUCUUCAUGGGUAGUUGAGGGUCAAGAUGUAUCAUGGAAAUCUGGCACGGAAAAAUCCAAGUCCGUUUCCCUUACCAUCUUAUGGAGGUCGAAGGAUGGAAAUGAUCUUAACGAAAUUCAGAAAUACAACAUUUAUGUUGAGAAAACAUCAGAAGCAGAUGGGAAUCUGGAUGUAAAGCUUCAAGCAGCACAAGAAUUUCUUGGAGUUGCGCUAGUGGAUGCCUUUUAUGUUUCAGAGUUGCUAGUUCCUUCUGGUAUUUCUUCACUCAAAUUUGUCAUCCAAGUUUGUGGUGCUGAUGGGACUUGUCAACCACUCGAUGAUUCUCCAUCCUUUCAAUUGGAUAUGGAAGCGCCAAAUACUUUAUGAACGAUGGCGAACUUGUGGGGGUCGUCGGAAGGGAAGUAUGGAGCAAAAACGCAGUCUUUUGCACAUCGUCGACGGAGCAACUUGCAAGAAGCACAAGGUGAAGUUCCAUUUCCACCCAUUUCUUUUUCUUUUAGUUUACUGGAAAUGUAUAUAGAAUAGAAUAUAUAGAGGAGAAAAGGGAGGGGAGGGGAUAGAUAAAGCUAUGAACUAACUCAUACAAAAAGCCUAUGGUUUGGAAAGAAUGAGAAAAGGAGUGUGGCUAUUUAUAAUGCCAAAGCAUAUGUGAGCUUUCGUGCGCUUAGUUAAAAAUUUAAUUGUUAACAUAAAAGUUACAUGAUUAAAUUAAUCAUUAACCAUAGUUUAUGAUAUGAUGUCUGAAAAGAAGGGAGUGGUUAUGUCAUGGAGGAUUUAGAAAUUAUUUGGCCUUCCUUCUGUUGCGAAAUCAAACAAUGGGUAAUAAACUAACUGGUUUCAUUAACUUUUUAUUUUAUUUUCUCCUUUUUGGGUUAUUUUAUUUGGGGUUGUAGGGUGGGGGGUAAUAAGGACUUCGAGAGUAGGCUGAUAGAUUUCGAACUUUAAAUACUUCUCCCUUCGUUUUUUAUGGGGACAAGUAUAUUGAUAAAUAUUGAAAGACAUGUACUCUAAUAAAAGUAAGGAAUAAUAUAGUUUGUGAA